AUGGGUCUGCGAUACAACACUUACCUCAACGGCAACAAAAUCUACGGCUGUCACAACUGCAAGGCACACCUUGCCGAUCACGAUGACAUCCUCAGCCGGAACUUCCGCGGCCAACACGGUAAAGCCUACCUCUUCAACAACGUCGUCAACGUCGACAACUCCGAACCCAACGAGCGUAAUAUGACCACGGGCCGGCACGUCGUGCGGGACAUCCACUGCCGCGGCUGCAACACUUGCGUCGGGUGGAAGUACGAUAAGGCGUACGAGUCCAGCGAGAAGUACAAGGAGGGCAAGUUCAUCCUUGAGGCGGAGCUGCUGUGCAUCGUCAGCUAG
Molecule: messenger RNA, 333 nt
Organism: Diaporthe citri
Lineage: Eukaryota; Fungi; Ascomycota; Sordariomycetes; Diaporthales; Diaporthaceae
Exons: 2
Coding region: 1-333 (110 amino acids)
Cellular component (GO): ubiquitin ligase complex
Source: RefSeq, a predicted model, not a curated record